This is a messenger RNA of Clupea harengus (Atlantic herring), 5070 nucleotides long. It is a transcript of the gene kbtbd8, whose product is annotated as kelch repeat and BTB domain containing 8. The record is from RefSeq and is a predicted model, not a curated record. Lineage: Eukaryota; Metazoa; Chordata; Actinopteri; Clupeiformes; Clupeidae. Gene Ontology annotation, molecular function: protein binding.
ACGAUUGGAUAGUGCUUGUUUCCGGGGCUCAGAUCCACUAGUGACGUCUGGUUUUACUAUCUGCAGCGAGACAGACUGGGCGAGAAUGGCUGCCGGGGGAGAGGUCGGAAAGCUGUUACAAGUGCAGAAUGGAACUCCAACAAGUACAAGCUUCAAUGGGGUAGACGCUCUUCAUGCGUGUAACGUCCUCCAGCAGCUGAAAGCCCUGUAUGAUGAAGCACAGUUGACAGACAUUGUUGUGGAGGUGGACCAUGGAACGACAUUUUCCUGUCACAGAAAUGUCCUGGCCUCCAUUAGUCCUUAUUUCAGAUCCAUGUUCACAAGUGGCCUUACAGAGAGCAGCCAGCGAGAGGUGCGCAUCGUUGGCGUGGAGUCAGAGUCCAUGCAGUUGGUCCUGGACUAUGCCUACACGUCCCGCGUCACCCUCUCCGAGUCCAACGUGCAGGCGCUUUUCACAGCUGCCAGUAUCUUCCAAAUCCCGGCGCUGCAGGACCAGUGCGCCCAGUUCAUGAUAAGCCGGCUGGACCCGCAGAACUGCAUCGGCGUGUACAUGUUUGCGGACGCGUACGGCCACCAGGAGCUGUGCGAGCGCUCACAGGACUACAUCCGCAAGAAGUUCCUGUGUGUGGUGGGCGAGCAGGAGUUCCUGCACCUGACCAAAGAGCAGCUAGUGGGCAUCCUGAACAGCGACGACUUGAACGUGACCAAGGAGGAGCAUGUGUACGAGAGCGUGGUGCUCUGGCUGGACCAGGACCGGGACGGUCGCCAGGCCCACCUGGCCGAGGUCUUCUCCAAGUGCAUCCGCCUGCCGCUGCUGGACGAGGCCUUCCGCAGCCGUAUCCCCCCGGCCCUGGCGCUUGCCCUGCCCAAGGACCCCGUCGACAAGGGCCGCCUAAACGGCACCAACGGGUGCCCCCAGCGGCUGGGUAUGACCGCUUCGGAGAUGGUGAUCUGCUUUGACGCAGCACACAAGCACUCAGGGAAGAAGCAGACGGUGCCUUGUCUGGACACGUUGAUGGGUAAGGUGUACAAGCUGUGCAAGCCGCCCAACGACCUCCGCGAGGUGGGCAUCUUGGUGACCUCGGAGAACGACAUCUACAUCGCUGGCGGUUACAGGCCCAGUAACAGCGAGGUGUGCAUCGACCACCGGGCGGAGAGUGACUUCUGGCAGUAUGAGCACGCAGGAAACCGCUGGCUGCAGCGGGCGCCCCUGCUGCGGGCGCGCAUCGGGUGCCGGCUGGUGCACUGCUGCGGCAAGCUGUACGCACUGGGCGGGCGCGUCUAUGAAGGCGACGGACGGAACGCGCUCAAGUCGGUGGAGUGCUACGACAUCCGUGACAACUGCUGGACUGCCGUUAGCGCCAUGCCCGUUGCCAUGGAGUUUCACAGUGCCGUGGAGUAUAAGGACCGAAUCUACGUCUUGCAAGGGGAGUACUUCUUCUUCUUUGAUCCACGGAAGGACUACUGGGGCCACUUAACCCCCAUGAGCAUCCCAAGGAGCCAGGGUCUGGCUGUGCUGCACAAGAACUGCAUCUACUACAUCGCCGGCGUUUGCAGGAACCACCAGCGGACCUUCACCCUGGAGGUGUACGACAUCGAGCUGAACAGCUGGAGCCAGCGUCACGACCUGCCCUUCGACCAGGCCACCAGCCCCUACAUCAAGGCCCUUUUGUUGGGCGGCAAGCUGCACCUGUUUGUGCGCGCCACGCAGGUGAUGGUAGAGGAGCACGUCUUCCGCACCAGCCGCAAGAACUCCCUCUACCAGUACGACGACGAGGCCGACCAAUGGAAAAAGGUCUACGAGACGCCCGACCGCCUCUGGGAUCUGGGCCGCCAUUUUGAGUGCGUGGUGGCCAAACUCUAUCCACAGUGUCUUCUCAAAGUGCUCUGAUCCAGGGGGAGAGGGGGAUCGCCACAUUAGGCAUGCCUGAGGUGCUACUUGGCCACGGGGUUCCAAGAAACCCUGCUCCGAGUGUCUCCGUACAGAGACCGUCAGGAUUUAAGUCUUAAACAAGUGUUCGAGUGUCCAAAGGGUUUUUUUUUGUUGUUGUUGUUGUGGGCGCACACUUAUAAAAGUGGCCGUUGUUGAUGCCUGUCCAUUGAGCAUGUGGCAUCCACACUAUUACUUGUUUUACAGCCGUACAAUGAAUCAUAAGUGCAAUUAUCAUAUGGUUUGCAAAACGUGUGUUUGAGCCAUUUGUCAUCCUUCUAGGUCUAAGACAUAGGUAAGGUAGGAUUGGUGUUUUGUUUUUUCUUCAGUUGGCAUGCAGUGUUGAUGAGGGUGGCGACACAGAGCACCCUCUGGAAAUGGCUCAUGCAGAGCAUUGGCACCAGAAGUACAAAAAGCAAAUAUAUGAAAGGAUAUAUAGCUAUAUGUACUCAUACGGGUAUGUUGAGCGGGCGUGCUCUCAGUUGGGUAGCUGACAUUCUCUUCAUUUUGCCAUUUGUAUCAUUUGCCAUGCCUCCUACUGCGUGGCCAUUUUUUUUUUUAAGGCUUGAGUUUGAGAUUUUUAUGUUUUAGGUUUGAGUGUGUUUGGUUGUGAUGGGAGUGAGUUAUCAUUUUGGUGCAUUCUGUCGCAUUGCCAAGAUGUGCGAGUGGCCGCUCACCAUGCUGUUUUGUGAAACAUGCUUCCCCACCAUAUAUAUAUAUAUAUAUUUAAUGUAUAUGUAUUGGUUAUGUAUGUAUUUGUGUUUGCAAUAGCCUAUGUCUCACCAGUUUGCUAUAUAUCACACUUUUUAUGUUUUGAAUUAGGUCUUGUUUUUGUUUGUUUGUUUUGUUAAUCAGUAUGGUGGACAUUUUGGGUCCCACUCAACAUCCCACUCAUCUUGGAAAAAACAACUUACACCAGCCAGAACAUCUGUUGAAAUAAGUUACUUAGUCUCCAUAUUGGAGUAGAGAAACGAAUGACUAAUACAGCUGAAUGUGUCGCUGUGUGUGUGUGUGGGGGGGGACUCCAAAUCAGGCAACAGGUUUUGCUAACAGAAGUGACACGCCUGUCAGAUAAGGAGUGAAGGGAAGAUUGAGGAGGGAGUUCUAUCUGUAUUGAGGUUUUUUUUUUUUAACGUGGUUAGGUCUGAGUGGACAUCUCCCAGCAGCUGGCUCUCUGGACUUGACUCUGACUCUAACAAAACAAAAUAUCUGCGUUCAGACGGGGGCGCCUUAAAGGCCAAAAUGCAUUCUUUGAAAUGCGCAACUGCGGUCUGGAACGUUUGGUUCUCGUAGCAAUAACAGUAGGAGCUAAUUGUGUAAAUAGGGCAGGGGGGGUAAGGUGAACAAAACAUAUUCCUCAAUUCUUCGAGAAAGUGCAUUAACUAUUGUUGCAAGUUUGAUGGUGCUGAUUUUGGAAUCUGCGUGAUCUGUGUGACUAAACACUUGCGAUGGAGUUCUGGAUGGCGGUUUGAAAUUGUGUCCCUGGGAGUCCUUUAAGUGCAGAAUCCUUCUGGGAUGUCAUUGUGCCUAUUGAUGAAAAGCAGGCCUGGAGACAGAAUGCCGUCUGUAAUAUUUGCCUAUCGGAGUAUCAAGCGGAGGCCCUCUAAAGUCUUACUCAUUAUUGCACUGAAUCAUUUUUUCCACUUUCAAAAUGGCUUGCCACUGCAAAUUAUACCACAUCUCUCCCCCAAACCCCACCCUAGCCUCCCUUCACAAAGGAUGGAGGAUCAUCCUGAUUUGUGUGUGGUGUCUAUGUACAUGCAUCCAUCUCUACACGUCACAUGAGGAACUACGUGGAAAACUAAUACAGAAAAAAAAAAAACUUUUGGUGCUGCUUUUUUGACAAUCUUGUACAGAGUUAUGUGAUUACAGCCAUUGGGUUAUGUCCCUUAUUGUAGCGCGACAUUUUUUUUUUCUCCAAUAGUUUGGAUCAUAUGCAGGUUCCCGCAGGUCCUGAGUUUGCACUACAUCUGACUCCUUUUAUCCGUGAAUAAUAGAAGUUGUCUUUUCAAUCAGUUUAGAUGACAAAGCAAUCCUGUGGUGAAAGCAGAACUCAAAACCUCGAAGCUCUGUUUCACCCCUUUUCAAAAGGAAAACAAAUUAUGUUUUUUUUUUUUUUUUUUUUAGUUUUGCCAUGAAGAGCAAGCGAGUGCUAGGAUUUGAAAACAGUCGAUAGACGGAUCACAGCUUGGCUUUGCAGUCAUCUGCCACUCGUUGCCGUCCCUGCCAGAUAAAAAGCUCUGCGGGAAGCUCCAGUGACUGCCGACGAUCACGUGACUCUGUGGGAAGGGCUGGUUGGGCCCUCGCCACCUCUCUACCCCAUCCAUCGUUCCCUCCCAACCCUAUGUGAACCGCUGAAAAGCUCAGAGCUGCAGGAACCCGAAGAAACGGACAACUCUCAGGAUUUCUAUUGUUAAACACAGUACUGUAUUUAAAUAGUUUGUUUUAUGUGGAUUAUACUGUACCAUAUGUUGCUGUACUUGCACAGUUUUUUUUUUCUUUUUUUUUAACAAACCCUGUUUGUUUCCCUUCCCAACUUGAAUAAUAGAUGUGAUUGAUUUCUUUUUUGUUUUUUUUUGUUUGUAUGUCUCUGAUGGGUGUAUUAUUUUCUAUUUUCGAUAUUUACUCGUAACUUUGGGUAUGUGAAAGAGUUUGCUCUGGGGUUUAAAAAAAAAAAAAGGAAGAAAGAAAGAAAAGGAAAAGAAAGACGUUCAAAACAAAACCACACGCGCUAUUAUAAAAGUUUUAAUUUUCUGUUUUUGGAUUGCAUCACCACAAUGUCAGUAUAAACUACAACACAACAAAGCAUUACAGAUAUGAAUUCCGUACACGAACCUCUCAACAAACACCAGUCAUCCGUUGUAUAAAAAGCUUCUUAACAGUGGGAUAAAAUACACCUUGUGCUGUCGCCUGCUUUACGUGCAAAAUGCUAUAGAGCUUGUGCUAUCUUUGUUUGGCUCUCAAAGCGUUCUCGAGGAUCCACAGCAGGGUGGAUAACCAGUGAGUUUUUUUCCUUUUAUUUUAAUUUUUUUUUUUUCACUUUUGUUUGCUUGGUUGUAUGAUAUGAAACUUUGGUAUUAAUUGAUCUUUACUGUGAACUUCACAUUGCACAUAAUUUGAGAAUAAAACAAUAAAAUGAA